This is a messenger RNA of Ipomoea triloba (trilobed morning glory), 1021 nucleotides long. RefSeq names its product zinc finger protein ZAT3-like. The record is from RefSeq and is a predicted model, not a curated record. Bases 434 to 898 code for a protein of 154 amino acids. Lineage: Eukaryota; Viridiplantae; Streptophyta; Magnoliopsida; Solanales; Convolvulaceae. The transcript is spliced from 2 exons.
CAUGCAUGACAACUCAUUACACAGUUGUAAAAUUUCAUUCCUCAAAACCUAAUCUAUCACAACAAACUCAUCAUAAAGAAUGUGAGAGGUUAUAAAAGCUAGUGCCAAUACUUUCACCCACAUCGCCAAUUAUCACUAGUUAAAAACAUAUAUAUAUAGUGACACCUCCAUCCCCGACCAACCAGCAAUAUAGUGCAACGACACCUCUAUUCUCCACCAAUCAACAACGUAACGCUUCCAUCCGGCCACCAACAAUGACGCCAACUCGAAAGGUUGAAACUUGAGAGGGGCGAGCUUGAAGCUAGAAGGGCAUUUUAGUCUUUUCACAAGAUUCAAUUCAGCGGAAAUCUCAACGGUCGUCACUUUCAUUUCUUCCCGCCCGGCCACCGAAACCCUAAUUUCACCAUUCUCGAAUCGAAGAAAGAGAUCGAAGAUGAGUUCCAGUUCAAGAGAAAGUUCAUUAUCGUCCGGGGGGAAGAGCUCAAUCGAAACCGCGCAGCGAAGUCCUGGAAGCAAUUCCGGCGGGUCAAUUCCCCCGCCACGCGAGGGUGCGAUGAUUUGCUUGGUCUGCGGGGAGGGGUUUCCGAGCGUUAAGAGCAUGUUUGGGCACAUGAAGAACCACAAGAGUCGAGGAUGGAAGGGCGCGUAUCCUCCGCCGGCCUUCGACUACGAAACUGAAUUCGCGGAGUAUAAGCAUCUGCUCGUGAAGCCGAUGGAUCAACAGGAAGAGGAAAUUGAAGCCGCCGGCGAAGGAAUUGCUGUGCAAGCGUCGGCGCCGGCUCCGGGAGGGCCAAGAGGCGUAACCGUGCCGGACUUGAACGCCUCGCCGGAAAAAGGGGAAGCGGCGGGAGAGUAUCUCCUGCCGGAUCUGAAUUUCCCCCCCUCCAGAUUCCUGUGAUCGACUCCGUGCAUGCAUGAAUGGAAUGGUGUAUUUUUUUUAAAGCAUUUAUUUAUAUGUGUUAUGUGUUAUUAUUGCUCAUGUUAAAAUUUGUAUUUUGUGUGACAUCUUUUGUUUGUUCAA